UUUUCUUUUUAUUUAUGUAAUGUAAUGGUGUCAGUGGCGAACCCAGCAUUAUCUGCGGUCUAAAUACAAGAGAAAGAUGUUGGUCUGGCGAAAUUAAAGGAAACAGGAAAAUAGAGAUCUAUCGGUCGCUUUUUAUUUUGUCCUUGCUCUGCGUUGAUGGAGUUCGGAGGAGUCAGCGAAGCCACGGUGUUCGGACUGAAGUGGAGUGAACCGAUUCAUCAUACACAACAACAAGGGAAAACGUUACUCUCACAACAAAGACUGGGAUAUGAUUGACAACGGAUAAUUAUACAUAUUAAAUCUAUUGUCAUAUAUAAAAGUAAGUUGGAGAGGGAAUCCUAAAGCAUGCUCAUAGUCUCGGCUCAAUUUCGCAGAAACUGCCAUCGGCCUUUGGAAGCUUAUGAAAGCAGUCAUCACGAAAUAAGAUAGGAGAGCUGUUAAACUACCCUUGUCAUUUAACUUUUUUCACCAUAACGUUAGCACAUUUCACGCUCAAGGAUCGAGCUCUGUAACUUUUGACAAAGGGCAUCAGCUGUUCAACUUUCAGGAGGAAGCGGUCACCGGAUGAAAGAGUCCAGUAUGGAUCUGUUGGAGUGUCCGAUCUGUCUGUUCCUCAUGUGCGAGCCCGUGACCAUGAGCUGCGGUCACUCGUUCUGCAGGAGAUGCAUGGGCGCUCUCCUGCCCUCGCGGUGCCCCACCUGCAAAGAACGACUGAAACAGAGAGAUGCGAAAAACAUCAAAAACAACGUGUUACUGUUCAGCGUCAUUGAGAAAUGUUGCCCAGAAGAGACUAAGAUGAAGUGUCACAUUCAGGAGAAGCUGAAAACCAGCGAGUUUACAGAAGCGCUUCGUAUUGCGGACGAAGGGAUCGAGAUGGCCCCGGAUGAUGUGAGUCUGAAAGUGUGGCGGGCCGAGGCUUGCAUGGGCCUCCGUCGCUUUUCUGAUGCCCUCCGUGACCUGGAUGACCUUUGCUGUGUGCGACCCAAUUGGACUGAGGGGUUCUUUCGUAAAGGGAAUGUUCUUCUUGAAAUGGGCAGACAGACUGAAGCCCUCAUCCAGUUCUACCACUGCCUGAAGCAGCAGCCUGACUUUGCCCCUGCGAAAAACCAGAUUAAGAAGAUCUUGGAAGCAGAGGGAAUGCCUGUACCGGAAGAAGUUCCACGGAUCCUGCAUGUUGUGUCGGAGUACUUGCACGAUCCCUGUCCCAUCACCAGCUCUGUAAGCCACACAGAUACUCAGCGCUACACGCACAACAGCGCUGAAGGUCAAAGUGAUGCCGGGCAGAAUGCAACUAAAGUGAAGCAUGGCACCAGCGGCGAGUGCUGCCUGAGCCUGUGUCAGGCCGUGUCCUUCCUCCCCACUGCUGAGGAUGAUGAGGAAAUGAUGAUGAAGAGAGAGGAGAAACAGAACGGAGGUGUGUGCAGUGUGGGAAGAGAGUCCUGCCUCAGCAUUCUGACAGUGACUGAUUUUGAGUGCCCUCUCUGCAUCAGGUUAUUCUAUGAGCCAGUGACAACACCCUGUGGACACACGUUCUGCAAGAACUGCAUCGAGAGAAGUCUGGAUCACAAUCUCCGCUGUCCACUCUGCAAACAACCACUGCAGGAGUAUUUUAAGAACAGGAAGUACAACCCCACAGUGCUGCUGCAGGAGAUUAUUUGCCGCCUCUUCCCCCAGCAGUUGGCAGAGAGGAAACAGGUGCACGAGGCAGAGAUGGAAGAGCUCUCAAAUUUGACCAAGGACAUCCCAAUUUUUGUGUGCACAGUGGCCUACCCUGGCAUCCCUUGCCCGCUGCACAUCUUUGAGCCACGCUACCGUCUGAUGAUGCGCAGAUGUAUGGAGACGGGCACCAAAAAGUUUGGCAUGUGCAGCUAUGAGCAUGGCAAAGGCUUUGCAGAUUAUGGCUGCAUGUUGGAUAUUUUGGAACUUGAAUUGCUUGCCGAUGGUCGCUCCUAUGUGGAUACAGUGGGAGGAAGUCGCUUCCGAGUGCUCAGGAGAGGACAGAGAGAUGGCUACCACACUGCUGAUAUUGAGUACCUGGAGGACCAUAAGGUCGAAGGCGGUGAGCUUGAACUACUGCAGCUUCUCCAUGACAGCGUGUAUCAGCAGGCGAGAGAGUGGUACCAUCGUCUGAACAGCCGCAUUCAGGAGCAAAUCAGCCGGCAGUACGGCAUCAUGCCCGAGAAAGAGGACAACAUUCAGGCGUCUGCUAAUGGACCGGCUUGGUGCUGGUGGCUGCUGUCAGUGCUGCAGUUAGAUCCAGCCUAUCAGACCACCGUUCUGUCUUUGACUUCCCUGAAGGAUAGACUGGGUCAUCUACGCAUUGUACUAGAAUACUUCUCUCAGAGCUAGGACAGAGACACAUUAUAUGCCAAUAUUGCUGAUCUCAUCACAUGCAUGCCCCACGGAAAUAUAUAUAUAUAUAUAUUUUUUAUUUGUCACUUUUUUUUUUUCAUAUCAUAAUCCAUACACAAGAUCUUGUGCUUGGAUUAUUCAAAGGACCGCUAUGAUAUGGGUUGGUUAAAAAUAAGAGGACUUGUUCCAGUGGCUUUACAACUAUUGAAUUAGUCAUUGAACUAAUUCCUACUUAGUCAAGCACCAAAGAAUUAAGGACUCGUUCUACAAAGAACAGCUGUUUAUUGGUUCACGCUGUUCGCUUCAUUAAACUUCAUCAGAGUGGAUGCCAAAUGUUGCAGCUAGUUUUGUUGACAUACAUUUGAGAUGUUUCCAGUAGUGCUGCACCCUGGCCAGGAUUUUUUUCUUUUUGAAAUGUGUAGUCCACAUUUGUGGCCGAGAGGGAAACUGUUGGCCCAAGGUUCUGAUGACUGAAUAGGAGCUCAUUGAUUAUGCAUGAAUGAAACGCUUAUGACUACAGACUCAAAAUCUCAUAUUUCUGGGCGUACAUUUUAGUAGAAUCAUAAAUUGCGACAUAUUAUGAGGAGUUACAUUAAUAUUGCUAUACUAAUGACAUAAAAUAGACUUCCUUUUUUCCAUGAAUGAAAUCCGCUAGUUGUGCUUGUUUCAUUUUUAGUAUUAAAUCUGUUGCAAGCAUGGUGGCAUAACAGUAAGGAGGAGAGAGGAAAGUAUUCUAGCAGUUUUAAGAAAUUAAAAUCAAAAGUGACAAGUUUUAUAGUUAAACAUUUAUGAUGUCACAAAAGAUUUCUGUUUUUUGAACUUUCUAGUAUUAAUCAAACAAAAACAACAAAAAAAGUUUCCACAAUAAUUUUAACAGGCAACCGUUUUCAACAUAAUAAUACAGUUUUGCCAUCACACCAAUAAAUUACAUUUUAAAAAUAUCAACGCCGGGCUCCAACGAACGGGCUCAAAAUAUUCAAAAGGAAAAACGAUAUUUUAAUUUGAAUGAUAAUUUCCUAUAUUAUUGUUUUUGCUAUAUUUUUUAAUCAAAUAUAUGUAGCCUUGAUGAGACUAUAAAACAUGAAAAAUCUUACCAGCCCCAAAUUUUUGAACGGUAGCGUACACAAUUCUCAAUCAGACUGCAGUUUCAGACUUGUCAUGGGCACCAGGGCCGUCGAGUGAGGUGUUGUGAAGGUUUUAGCCAUCUGGUUGAUCAGUACAGCUCUCCAAACCUCUCUGUGUCAGUCAUAUUGGAUUAUUUCUGUGUGCUUGUGCCUUGUUAUACGUCUUAAUCUGGUUUCAGAUUUUUAGUUAAGGAGGACUGUGACAUUUAAUUUCCUUAUUUAGUGCCACAUUCUGAGGAAUGUUAAAACUGCAAUGUUACAUGUGAUGUAACACUUAAAUGGGCUUAAAACUUACCUGUUUUUUUUACUCUGGUGAAUGUGCCAUUGUUAAUUUUAUUACUGGAAGUCCAACAAGGGUUAAAAUGCACCAACCUGCACUGUCAAAUUUUUCUUUUGGACACAUUUUUCAGAUGUGUUCUGUUGUGCACUGCUCUGAAGAUUACUGUCAAUUUGCCAUAUUGAAAACCAGUUAUUAACAGGUGGGGGCUUGGCUUUCAGCCCUGUUUUCAAUGCAGCAUGCCUAAAUGUACUGAUUUACGACAGAAACAGUGUCUUGUUUGAGGAAAUAUAAAUCUGGGUACUUUUGGUUGAAGGAUUUUUUGGGCUCGUCUAUUAGGUACAAAAAGAUUCUUGAGAUGAGAUUGAAAGAGGCCUCAGUUAUGUUUCUCAUGAGACCGUAAUGAAUCAGAGAGAUACAUGAAAGGGAUUCAAAUCAGAAUAGGAUUUUAUUUUAAUUUGCUUUAGUAAUUUAAAUAAUAGAAACGUUACUGAUUGUUUCAUCUGAUGUGUUGUUUCAUGUCUAAGGUGCCCACUUUUUGUCAAAUACCUUCCAUCCUCAGGAAUUGAAAUUAAGGACUUGAAAAUCACUUACAAAUGCUAUUAGAACUGUUGCUUUAUCUGUAGUGGGAUUCAGUUACAUGCUAUCGAGUCUGAGAAUGUCAAAUGUUCACCCUUCUGUUUAUUACUAGUGUAUGUGAAAGUGGCAACACCUGUGGUUUUGCUUUGGGAUCGUACACAUGUAAUGUGACUUUAUUCUUCACUAAUAGUCUCAAAAACAAGGAGAAGGACUCUUCUGUAAACCUCAAAUCAGCUAUAAAAAUAUUUUGGUUUUAUAGAUUAGUCUAAUCAAUUAAAACUCAAUAAUUAAGAUUAUAUCCAUUGUUUUGUUAAGAAAUUGCUUGAGAUGCAAAAAUUUUCCAGUCAAUGGCAAAUAAUGAUUGCGUUUGUUUUUAAAUGAUCCGUGGACUCUGAUGCAAAGUAUUUUUUCUUUCUUUUAUUGUCAUAUAUUGUUGUGUUUGGAAUAAAAGCAGCUUUUGCCAGAGUAUUUUUUAAAUUGUAAUCCCUUGUGUAAACUAGGGGCCUGUUUCAGUGAUUUUUCUUUUAAGAGAUUUGUUGAAUAACUCUUCGGGAGUUAUACAAUACGCAUUAUGCUACAAUAAAUGUAACAGGAAAGUCA
Molecule: messenger RNA, 4932 nt
Organism: Pimephales promelas (fathead minnow)
Lineage: Eukaryota; Metazoa; Chordata; Actinopteri; Cypriniformes; Leuciscidae
Gene: lonrf4
Product: LON peptidase N-terminal domain and ring finger 4
Molecular function (GO): protein binding
Source: RefSeq, a predicted model, not a curated record